CGUCCGCGCCGCCGAGGGGAGGCCGCGCCGGGGCCGGGCCGGGAACGGGACCGGGAGCGGGAACGGGACGGGAGAGGGGCCAUGAGCGACAUCCGGCACUCGCUGCUGCGGCGGGACGCGCUGAGCGCCGCCAAGGAGGUGCUGUACCACCUGGACAUCUACUUCAGCAGCCAGCUGCAGAACGCGCCGCUGCCGCUCGUGGACAAGGGCCCCACCGAGCUGCUCGAGGAGUUCCUCUUCCAGGUCCCCAAGGAGCGCGGGGCGCCGCCCAAGAGACUGAACUCCCUUCAGGAACUCCAGCUCCUUGAGAUCAUGUGCAAUUAUUUCCAAGAGCAGACCAAGGACUCAGUCCGGCAGAUCAUCUUUUCAUCUCUCUUCAGCCCCCAAGGGAACAAGGCAGAUGACAGCAGGAUGGCCCUGCUGGGGAAGCUGGUGUCCAUGGCAGUGGCUGUGUGCAGGGUUCCUGUGCUGGAGUGUGCUGCCUUCUGGCUGCAGAGAACCCCUGCUGUGUUCUGUGUGAGGUUGGCCCGGGCACUGGUUGACGACUACUGCAACUUGGUGCCAGGCUCCAUCCAGACCCUGAAGCAGAUCUUCAGUGCCAGCCCUCGCUUCUGCUGCCAGUUCAUCACAUCUGUCACAGCUCUCUACGACCUCUCUUCAGAUGACCUCAUCCCUCCUUCAGACCUGCUGGAGCUGAUCGUUUCCUGGAUCUUUGAGGACCCCCGUUUGAUCCUCAUCACCUUCCUGAACACUCCCAUCGCAGCCAACCUGCCCAUAGGGUUUUUGGAGCUCACCCCGCUGACCGGACUGAUCCGCUGGUGCGUGAAGGCCCCCCUGGCCUACAAGAGGAAGAAGAAAGCCUCUCUCUCCAAUGGACACGCUCCCAGCAAAAUUGCCAAGGACUCGGCUUCAGGAGAAGACAAAGAUUGCCACCAGCUGUACUCAAAGCUGCACCUGAGUGUCCUGCAGGUUCUGAUGAUGCUUCAGGGGCACUUGACGGAGAAGAACCUUUACGGGCGCCUGGGGCUGGUGCCCUUUGACCACGUGGUUCCGCUGGUCGAGGAAAUCAACAGACUGUCAGAUGAACUCAAUCCUCUCAAUGCAUCCAAAGAGAUUGAACUGGCUCUGGACAGGCUGGCCCAGGCUUUGCAGGUGGCCAUGGCAUCAGGAGCACUCCUGUGCACUAGAGAUGACUUGAGGACUGUGUGCUCCAGGCUACCACAUAACAACCUGCUCCAGCUGGUGAUCUCGGGUCCAGUGCAGCAGCCCACCCACGGGGCCCUGCCACCAGGGUUUUACCCCCACAUCCACACCCCUCCGCUGGGAUACCCCGCGCACGCCGCUCACCCCGCGCUGCCGGCGCACCCCGCGCUCCCGGCACACCCCGUGCAGACCUUCAUUCCAGGAAUGACAUUCCCAUACCGGCCCAUCCGCUAGGACCGAGGCUGUCCCAGCUCCCCUGGAGCCUGGGGAAGCCUCGAAGAUAAAACCAAACUGUCCUGGGAACCACAUUUUCCUCUCUGGAGCGAAGCCGAGCGUGAGGGAUCGGCCCUUUGGCAGCAGGCGUGGAAGGUUUGGCCAUGGGAUGCAGAUACUAAGGGACAAAACAGGGGGUGGGAAUAUGCAACAGAAACUCCAAACCUCUGCUGUGUGUGGAAAUCCUUUUGCUCCAAGGGUCUGAUAUUCCUCAGUCGUGCAUUUUUCACCUGGAUGUGUUCACGGCACACUGAGCCCAGCUGCUCUGGCUCUGGGGGGGCCAGGAGAAAAGGCCCCGUGUGAUUUUUGGGUUUUUCCAAGCUAUUCCACCCCAGCCUGCUUGUUUCUUUGUAAAUGUUUGUAUCUAUAGCUACAGAGGAUGUGUACACUGUAUAUUUUUGGAACACAGACAUUUGUUUGGGAAGCACAAGGGUAGAGUAAAGCAGCACUUCCUAUUAAAGGAACCAAUUUAAGAAGCAUUGAAACAAA
Messenger RNA from Pseudopipra pipra, 1965 nucleotides. RefSeq names its product integrator complex subunit 15 (gene INTS15). The record is from RefSeq and is a predicted model, not a curated record. The transcript is spliced from 6 exons. The coding region runs from base 82 to 1437 and encodes 451 amino acids. NCBI's taxonomy places the organism in Eukaryota, Metazoa, Chordata, Aves, Passeriformes, Pipridae.